AUGUAUCUUCGUUCUCGAAUUCCUCGUUUAGCGCAUAGGUAUCGUCGAGUUGUUCCUGUUCGGGCUUAUUCGCAGGCGUUAAGACAUUUACCAUUGAAGAACAAUCUCCAAUGGAAGUUAGCAAUUGGGUCGAUUGCAGUAUUGGUGUCUGGUAGUUACUUAUUAACACCCAACGAGAUUCGUUUAGACUCCCCUCCAACAGGUACUCCUGUUUCAUCCGAAGAACUCAGUAAACAUACAACGUUGCAGUCAAGAAUUUGGGUAGCUAUCAAUGGUGAUGUUUACGAUUUGACAGAUUUUUUAUCGCUCCAUCCAGGUGGUGCAAAGAUCAUCAUGCACUAUGCUGGUAAAAAUGCCUCCAAGAUCUUUAACAAAUAUCACGCAAAGGACUUCUUUGCCAAAUUCUUAACUCCGGAGUCGUACGUUGGCCCAUUGAUAGAUGAAUUGGAUGAAGAGCCAGAUAUCACUGAGAGUGGGGAUGCCGAAGAAAGAAAGAGGAUGAUGGAAAAUAAGCCACCAUUGUCGGAUAUGUUCAACCUAUCCGAUUUUGAGUACGUAGCCAAACAAAUUCUCCCUCCUAAUGCAUGGGCCUAUUACUCAUCAGCCGCGGAUGAUGAAAUCUCUUUAAGAGAGAACCACUAUGCUUAUCACAGAAUAUUUUUCCACCCUAAGGUGUUGGUGGAUGUUAGUGAAAUUGAUAUAUCAACAGAAUUUUUAGGAGAAAAGGUGGAUGCUCCAUUUUAUUGCUCAGCAGCUGCUCAGGCAAGGUUGGGAAAUGAGGAUGGUGAGCUAUCAAUUGCACGAGGAUGUGGUGAUGAAAAUAUCAUUCAAAUGAUUUCUUCUCAAGCUUCAUUUUCCUUUGAUGAAAUUACUGAUGCUAAACCGGACGGUGCAAAUCAAUGGUUUCAAUUGUAUGUCUUACCUGAUAGAGAAAAGGCUUAUGAUGCCAUAAAAGCGUGUGAAAAGAAGGAUAUCAAGGGUAUAUUUGUAACUGUAGACACUGCAUUGCUUGGUAGAAGAGAGAAAGAUUUGAGACACAGAGUCUUUAGCACUGGUGAUGGUGAUGAUAAUGAAGUAACUGCAUUUGUUGCAGAAAAUGACCCAAUUAUGGCUUUUAAAGAUCCCAUUUUAACUUGGAAAGAUAUCCAAAAGUUCAAAGAAGCUACUGAUAUCCCCAUUGCCAUUAAAGGUGUUCAAAGAUUAGAGGAUGUGUUGAUUGCGAUAGAUAAUGGGGUCAGUGCUGUGGUUUUAUCCAAUCAUGGUGGUAGACAACUUGAUUUUGCCCGUUCACCAGUUGAGAUUUUAGCUGAAGUGAUGCCUGUAUUACGUGAACGGGGAUUGGAUAAAAAAAUUGAAGUUUAUGUCGAUGGUGGAAUUAGUAGAGGUAGUGAUGUGAUCAAGGCAUUGUGCUUGGGUGCAAAAGGUGUGGGGUUGGGUAGAGCUUUCUUGUAUGCUAAUUCUGCGUACGGCGAAGAUGGUGUAAAGAAGGCAAUUCAAUUACUUAAAAGCGAAAUGUACCUUGACAUGAAAUUAUUAGGUGUGAGCAAGAUAGAGGACUUAACACCCGAUUUGUUGGACUUGCGGAAUUUAUAUGCUCGGCCACACUUGAAUGACUAUCUUUACAACCAAACAUACGAGCCAUUACAAUCACCUAAAUUUAGAGAGCCUCAAGAUUGA
Messenger RNA from Lizanozyma spartinae, 1677 nucleotides. Its product is annotated as FMN-dependent alpha-hydroxy acid dehydrogenase. Gene Ontology annotation, biological process: lactate metabolic process. Gene Ontology annotation, molecular function: heme binding; L-lactate dehydrogenase (cytochrome) activity. The record is from RefSeq and is a predicted model, not a curated record. The coding region runs from base 1 to 1677 and encodes 558 amino acids. The transcript has a single exon. NCBI's taxonomy places the organism in Eukaryota, Fungi, Ascomycota, Pichiomycetes, Serinales, Debaryomycetaceae.